AGCAGGCCCCAGGGAGAACUCCAAUGGCGUCUGUGUCAGCACACCCACACCGGGCCACAACAAUGGCCGCCACCAAUGUCCCAGUCCCUGGAGAGGUCUCAUCUCUCACUGAGAUGCACUCAGGGCCUAUCAGCAUCAUCGUGCAUCCCCGCAGAGACAUCCUAGUCUCCUGUGGGGAAGAUCGCCUCUGGAAGAUGGUGGGGCUCCCCAAAGGCAACGUGCUUCUCACGGGAUUCGGCCACACAGACUGGCUUUCCACCUGCUGCUUCCAUCCCAGUGGCAACAAGUUGGCUACUUCAAGUGGUGACACUACGGUUAAAUUAUGGGACCUGACCAAAGGCAACUGCAUUUUGACCUUUGAAGGGCACAACCAUGCAGUGUGGUCCUGCACGUGGCACUCCUGUGGUGAUUUUGUGGCUUCUUCCUCACUGGAUACAACUAGUAAAAUCUGGGAUGUCAACAGUGAAAGAUGCAGGUGCACAUUGUAUGGACACACAGAUUCCGUGAACAGCAUUGAGUUUUUUCCUUGCUCCAACACUCUUCUCACGGGUUCUGCAGAUAAGACCCUGUCUGUAUGGGAUGCAAGAACGGGUAAAUGCGAGCAGUCACUUUAUGGUCAUAUGCAUUCUAUCAAUGAUGCCACCUUCAGUCCUAGGGGUCACAUGAUAGCAUCCUGCGAUGCCUGUGGAGUUACAAAACUGUGGGACUUUCGGAAGCUCUUACCAAUCGUGUCCAUUGAUGUAGGUCCAAGUCCUGGUAAUGAGGUGAACUUUGAUUCAUCAGGUCUAUGAUCCAUUUUGAGUUCAUGUUCCAUGGAUGCCAAGACUCAGUCCAUUUCGUCUAGUGCCCUAUCUCUAGUGCCUAACACAAUGCUUGGUAUGUAUUAAAGAGAUAUUUGGUGAAUAAAUAAAUGAACAAGAAAUACACUUAAGAAAACUCUCAAGCACAUCAUGAAAUAUGUUAAAGACCUUGACUGUGAGUCCCUUUAUAAUUAACAAGGACAGAAAACUUUUAGAAAUGAAAAAGGAGCCUACAGAAAAGGCGUCAAGAUUAGAACAAAAGUAUAGCUAUUUUAUUUGCUCUGCCUGUAACACAUAUCAAGCCCAGCUGAAUCUAAAAUUUGGUGCCACAAGAAGAAUGUGACUCUUAGGGAAAUUAAAUGAUUUGCAUGGAAGUGUUUAGAGUCCCUGGUCAAUUGCCAAUAGACUUUAUUUUUGAGAAGAUAUAUUUAAUCAUUUUGAGCAGCCAAUAGAAGACUCAGACAAAUUGCUUCUCCUUUACG
This is a messenger RNA of Diceros bicornis minor, 1282 nucleotides long. RefSeq names its product sperm-associated antigen 16 protein-like. The transcript is spliced from 7 exons. Gene Ontology annotation, cellular component: axonemal central apparatus. NCBI's taxonomy places the organism in Eukaryota, Metazoa, Chordata, Mammalia, Perissodactyla, Rhinocerotidae. The record is from RefSeq and is a predicted model, not a curated record. The coding region runs from base 24 to 791 and encodes 255 amino acids. Gene Ontology annotation, biological process: axoneme assembly. Gene Ontology annotation, molecular function: protein binding.